Molecule: messenger RNA, 3614 nt
Organism: Siniperca chuatsi (mandarin fish)
Lineage: Eukaryota; Metazoa; Chordata; Actinopteri; Centrarchiformes; Sinipercidae
Gene: n4bp3
Product: NEDD4 binding protein 3
Exons: 10
Coding region: 289-2226 (645 amino acids)
Cellular component (GO): cytoplasmic vesicle
Source: RefSeq, a predicted model, not a curated record
CGCCUCUCGUGUUUCUCUCACUCUGCUCUCCGCUGUUCAAACCUCCGAGAGGGAAAAGAGACGGUCCCGGCCUGCGCUUCUCUCUCUCUCCACGCCGCCAGCGGGCUGAUCACUGCCUGCUGCUCCGCACUAAGUCCUGGAAAAUAUCCUGCGGAGCCACGUAAACGCCGUUUGUUUCAUUAUAUAACCAGCGAGAGACAGAACUGCAGCAGAGUACCAGAGCUGGUCCAAGAGAUGUCCUGCAUGCACAAUAUGAGCACACCACCCCCCCACAGAGCCCUGUAACCAAUGGCAACCUCAGUCCAGACUCUUCCUCUGACCCGUGGCCCCAACAAAAACUUCCGUAACCCAUUCCCAGCCCCGCCCCUAUCCUCCCGUUGCAGCAUGGGAAGUGUAGGCAGUCUGGUGGAGAGGCCAGAUGUGUCUCCGACUAAAGGCAGCCGUGCAGUGCCCCAGGUGAGACCCAAACAGACCAACGGCCUCCUGAAGAAAGGCUUCACCCAAAGAGAGCUACUCAACUACCUCAACAUCACCAGAAAAGAGCCUAAAGCAAGCCCAAGCAGUGACGGCAAGAAGGACAUUAUCUCUGGCCUCAGCUCUGCCAGUGCCCGUGAGGAGGACAACUUAUAUGCCAAGGUCUACCAUAAAGACGGCACCGAGGUAGAUUUGACAAAGAACUCACUGCCAAGUGGGGGCAAGUACGAAAAGGCUCGUUUUAGGUCUUCUGCCUUCAAGCCUGUCACCCCCAAAAAUUUCAGCUCCAUGCAGAACCUCUAUCCAUCUUCCAAGUCGGAGGAUUUGGACCAUGGCGUUUCUAACGGGCUGCACAGAGCCUACGCCCAUGUCCCUAAAGCUGUCUCCACCUCUUCCUCCUCUUCCUCACCCUCCCGUCAUGGAGGACCGACAUCCAGUGGUAACAAGGCCCUCUCCUCGGUGCGUGGAAUUAGCCAGGAGGAUGAUAACCUGUCAGACUCGGGCCAUAACUCCAUGAGCAGCCUGCCGCCGUACCGGCCUCCCUUCCGCCCACACCUGGCUCACAUCAGUGCAUCUAUGGGCCACAUCAACACCAUCGGCUCCCUGGACCGCACCCCUCUGGGCCUAAAGGCUGUAGGGUCAGGGGGCGUGGCCAUAGGGGAGAUGGCGUGUCGGAGCAUGGCGACCCUGAGCCGUCUGGCUCCAUAUGGAGGGGAGGCUCCACCUCCUUAUGAAUGGACACUCUCCCUGUCUGUCGAGGAGGUGGUCCGGGAUCUGGAGGAGCGCCUGGUGGAGAAAGAACAUGAGCUGAAACAGAUGAAAAGAAACCUGGAUGAGAGUGAGGGCGCCAUCGCUCAGGUGUUUGAAGGGAAACAGCGUCUGUGGGAGAAGGAGGUCGAGGAGCUGAAACGCCUAUAUGCUGCCAAGCUGCGUCAGGUUUCCCAGCAUGCCCAGCGUUCCCAUCGCAGCCUGCAGUUGCAGUUGUUCAAGGCCCAGCAGGAGAAGAACCGACUGCAAGAGGAGCUCGACAGCCUGAAAAGGGAAAGGAGCCAGGAGGCUGGAGCCAUGGUAAAGCGAACCAGUCCGACUCUGGAGGAGACGCAGUGGGAGGUUUGCCAGAAGUCAGGGGAGAUCUCCUUGUUGAAGCAGCAGCUGAGGGACUCCCAGGCGGAGGUGACCCAGAAGCUGAGUGAGCUCUUCCAGCUGAAGACGCAGCUCAGGGAGACCCGCACAGAGCUGCGCAACAAGGAGGGCCAGAUAGAUGCACUAAAGCUAGUCCUGCAGGGGACACAGCGUCGCAGACCCCCCUCUCAGAAUGCACAUGAAGAUGGAAAAGGAGCUGAAGAGAGUCCUUCAGCUGGGGCAAUAGGAGGGUGCGGGGGCCCUACAGAGGAGCGUCUGCGCGCAGAACUUCUGCUGGAGCGACGCCAGAGUGAGGCCCAGGCCACAGCUUUCGAGGAAGAGAGGCAGACAUGGCAGACAGAAAAGGACAAGGUCAUCCGUUACCAGAAGGAGCUGCAGGCCAGCUACUUAGAGAUGUACCACCGCAAUGAAGCACUGGAGAGGGAACUGCACCAGCUGAGGGCAGGCAGAGAGCGAGGAGGAGAAGGAGCAGGAGGAGGAGGGAGCAGAAAUGGGACAUUGGAAAGAGAAGUGCCAGAGCUGAGGAAUGAGAGAGCAGGUGAAAAACAAGAGGACAGACCUUCCUCUGGUUUGCCGUGGAUAGAGAGAAUUGAAUCAUCUGAAAUUUGAAUGUGGCUUAUUUGCAAUGCAAAUUGUUUUCUCCCUGUAGUAUGGUUUCUACGGAAGACCAUGUCCGCCAGGAAAAGGAAAAGAAAUAGACUUACUAUUCAGGUUCUUCUCAUCUCAUAAUUCUUUGUCAAAAUUAUGUGAUAUUAUGAGUAAAUAAAUUAAAUGUUGACUUUCUAAGUCAACAUUCAAAUAUAAGUCAAAAUGUUGACUUUCUUAAACAAAACUAUGAGGUACUAAGUCAAACUUUGAUCUACUAUGUCAAAAUUAUCAGAUACUCUGUCAAAACGUUGACUUACUAAAUCAAAAGUAUGAGAUAUUAAGUCAAGACUGAGAUAGUGAUUCAAAAUGUUGACUUACUAUUUUAAAAAUUCAACUUAUUAUCUCAGAAUUUUGAUUUAGAUUAAUAAUUGUAUUUUUAUCAGGCAUAACAUUUAAUCAAUUUUUUUUCUUUUCCUAGCAAAAAUUGGCUUCCAUAGGUUCUUAUCCGUUUGAUAUUCUCUGCCCAUGCCCCCUUGUUGUUUAAUGUCCUUAUCCUGCAAAGACUGGACCAAUCAACUCCUACAGAGCACACAAAUACUGAGGGUAGCUGCACAGAAAUACUGUCUGUGCUUCAGUGUCAAUUCUAUAAAAAUACAGCCAAGCACCUAGACUGUCCUGCUUAAGACUUCUGUCCAAUUAUAAACCUGUAAAUGAGCAAGUUGAUAUGCUGAUUGUUACUAUUUUGUGUUCAUUUGGUAGUUACUUUUUGGUUUGGACUGCAGUAUAGUCUUGACAGUAACCAAAGGGAUUUUGUGUGGUCUGGUAACAUCUCAACCUGUUCAGUCUGUGCAGAAGGUUAUGUGGAUUCAGGGUUCACCUGGGCUCUGGGAGGAAAGCUGCAUCUCUGGGUUAAGUAUCGAGGAUUAAAACUAUCUGGUGCCAAGGUACUAAUGCUAUUUCUUUGCCAUCAAGAAAACGGUGUACCCUACUUAAGAAACUGAACUUUUUUCUCAUUCAGUUUUCAGCAGGUGCGAUCUAUAUAUUUUGUACAUAUCGUAAUUUUGAUUUGAUUGGCCUUUUGUCAUUGUAUUACAAGCACACUGUUGUCUUAAAUGGGCAUAUUUCCACAUCUUUUGAUUGCAAUGAAAGCAAUCAAUAGAUUAUGGUUUUGAACAUGACUGCCCUGCUUGUGCGAUUUGUUGCACAGCCAAUAACAUCAAAUGCAUGACGUAGGUGAAGUUGUUCUCUUGUAUUGUUUAUUAUUAAUAUAUGAACAUUCAAAAGCCAGCUCUCCAUCAACCUUUCAACAUACUGUGACUCUUGUCUAUUUACUGGAAUUAAAACUGUACAGUAUAAAUAUAUGUUUGUUUUGGAUUCAUAAUAAACAUUUAUGAAGUGGUGUAAAAUUA